AUGGACAGAUCCAAGACGUCAGAUCUCACUUCACAUAGUCAUGGUCUUUUGUGCAGUCACAAUCACAGUCGCCCUCCACGCAGUUUGCAACUGCCAUCAUCCUCCGCACAGUUCCCACCUAUUCACGAUGCUGCUAGAAGUGCUUCUGAUAUUGUUCUCACUAAACCUGGUCUUAGUGUCAUUAUUAGUGCAAUGCUCACCAGCGAGAUAUAUGCAGUGUCAAUCACCAUUCGCAUUGUGUUUGGUUUCAUGUUCAUUGCAUUGAUUUGGAAGUUUGAUUUUGCACCCUUUAUGGUGUUGAUCAUUGCCAUACCAAAUGAUGGUACCAUUAUGACAAUAUCCAAGGAUAGAGUGAAACCAUCCCCACAACCUGAUAGCUGGAAAUUGAGGGAGAUAUUUGCUAGUGGUAUUGUGCUUGGAAGUUACUUGGCACUAAUGACAAUAGUAUUUUUCUGGCUUAUGAAGGACAUUGACUUCUUCUCGAUAAUUAAUUUGAUUUUACGUUUUAUUCAUUAUAUUUGGUUGUAG
This is a messenger RNA of Arachis ipaensis, 528 nucleotides long. The record is from RefSeq and is a predicted model, not a curated record. Lineage: Eukaryota; Viridiplantae; Streptophyta; Magnoliopsida; Fabales; Fabaceae.